Molecule: messenger RNA, 1131 nt
Organism: Chanos chanos (milkfish)
Lineage: Eukaryota; Metazoa; Chordata; Actinopteri; Gonorynchiformes; Chanidae
Product: probable G-protein coupled receptor 21
Exons: 2
Coding region: 1-1131 (376 amino acids)
Biological process (GO): G protein-coupled receptor signaling pathway
Cellular component (GO): membrane
Molecular function (GO): G protein-coupled receptor activity
Source: RefSeq, a predicted model, not a curated record
AUGCUUGUGACGCAGAAUGUGUCCUCGUCAGAGCAUAGUAUUGGUGAUGAUUUCAAUGUGACUAAUUUUGACGAUCAGAGACUCCUGGAAUUAGCUCACCGCCCAAUUAAGAUUGGGAUAAUAUCGAUUUUAGGGGUGAUGAUUACUUUGGGAAACAUAGCAGUUGUUCUGGUUAUUUCCUCUGCAGUAGCUGGGUGGUCCAGAAACUCGAGAUAUUUUUUGCUAUCUUUAACUGGAGCUGAUUCAGCAUUUGGAUUGGUAGUUAUGCCCCUAAAUCUUUGUGUAAGUCUCGUAAAAGACCAUAGUGAGGGGCCUGAUCCUUUCUGUCACGUCGUAGCGUUUUUUAACGCCACAGUUUAUUCAACUUGCAUGUAUACACUUGCAACUAUAAGCCUUGAGCGAUACAUUGCUGUGUUUAAACCGCUGAAUUACUCCACAGUGAUGACCAGGAAAAGGGCAGUGAUACUUAUCGCAUUUGCUUGGGUUUUCCCAAUUAUUUUACUGCUACCAAUCUCCUUUCCUGAAGGGAUUAUUGAAGUACACUUCUCUACUGCGUCGUUAGUAUGUAAUCCACUGUACUCUAGCAACGUUACCUAUUCCUUGACUUUGACGGGACUCAUAUUUUUCCCUUGCUCAACUAUUAUGACCUAUUGCAAUCUAAGACUCUGGCUUGCAGCAAAGAGACAGCGAUCAAAAUUGCGAAAGCAUCAUUUUGGGGGUAGUCGCAAUAGACCCAAAGUCGCAUCGCGUGUGCUCGUCCCCGUGAUGACGGUUUAUUACACCUGUUGGACGCCUUGUAUGGUGAUAAUGCUUUAUAAUGCUAUGUCUGGAAGUGGCGUCCCAGAGUGGAUAGAAUUUGUGGCUGUGUGGUUACCAACCUCCAAUGGUUUCCUCAACUGUAUUUUCUACUUCUGGAUCAACCGCAGUUUUCGGAGGAAGUUCCAUCUACUUCUCCAGAGAUUGUGUCUCGGACUUUGCCCCAGUGUGGGUAUUGCGCUUGGCUGCACAGCCACGACUGAAGACAACAUGGUGUCAGGGGUCUGGGACAACAACAAUUCUCUUCAAGAGCGCUCAUCUAGUGUGUCCUCUACUUGCACUCUGCUCACCCUUGCUGCUGAGACCCAUAUUUGA